Lycium ferocissimum is the source of this 2505-nucleotide messenger RNA. Its product is annotated as pentatricopeptide repeat-containing protein At5g44230. Gene Ontology annotation, molecular function: protein binding; RNA binding; zinc ion binding. Gene Ontology annotation, biological process: RNA modification. NCBI's taxonomy places the organism in Eukaryota, Viridiplantae, Streptophyta, Magnoliopsida, Solanales, Solanaceae. The coding region runs from base 206 to 2155 and encodes 649 amino acids. The record is from RefSeq and is a predicted model, not a curated record. The transcript has 2 exons.
UUCCAUCGAGUUCGAGCUUAUAUGAAUCACCAACUUCCACAACUGUAAAAAUUUUAGAUUCAUUAAACUAUUUAGAUUUAAUUUUUUUUUUUUAAACUAUUAUAUGCAAGUCAUUUACAGUCAAUUGCCAUCAUAGUUAGCUCUCCCUUGUCCUUCUACUUCCGGUUUCAUAUUGUCUCAACUCUAGACCUUAGCUUUGCAUGUAAUGGUUUCACUUGCUCGUAAGCUGAUAGUAUCCAGGAACCCUAGUCCAAUACCCAGAAACCCACAAGCUUUGCAGCCCUUUGUCCCAUUUUCCCGUCUUCAAGAAACAAAACUCUUAGAAUGUCAUCUAGUUUCACUUCUUGACAACUGUAACAGCCUAAUUCAGAUCAAACAAGUACAUGCUCACGUUAUUCGUAAAGGUCUUGACCAAUGCUGCUAUGUUCUCGCAAAACUACUACGUAUGCUCACAAAAAUCAAUGUCCCAAUGGAACCAUAUCCCUGUCUUGUAUUUCAUCAAGUGGAAUAUCGUAACCCUUUUUUAUGGACAGCUUUAAUUCGUGGUUAUUCAAUUCAAGGACCAUUGAAAGAGGCUGUGCGUUUGUAUAAUGCUAUGAGAAGGGAAAAUAUAUCGCCUGUUUCUUUUACUUUGACUGCUUUGCUCAAGGGUUGUUGUGAUGAGUUUGAGUUGAAUUUAGGUAGGCAGAUUCAUUGUCAGGGAAUAAAGAUUGGUGGGUUUUGUAAAGAUAUGUUUGUUCAUAAUAUUUUGAUUGAUGUGUAUGUUAAAUGUGGUUGGUUGGAUUGUGGUCGAAGGGUGUUCGAUGAAAUGUCUGAGAGGGAUGUGAUUUCGUGGACUUCGUUAAUUGUUGCGUAUUCAAAGAGAGCAGAUAUGGAGGCAGCUGCUGAGCUGUUUGAGAGAUUGCCUGUGAAGGAUUUGGUUGCGUGGACUGCUAUGGUGUCGGGUUUUGCACAGAAUGCUAAGCCAAGGGAAGCAUUGGAGUUCUUCUAUAGGAUGCAGUCUGGAGGUGUGGAGACUGAUGAGUUCACAUUGGUUGCGGUUAUUUCAGCUUGUGCACAGUUGGGAGCUGCUAAGUAUGCAAAUUGGGUUCGUGAUUUGGCUGAGGGAUAUGGUUUUGGACCUGCUAAUCACGUUAUGGUGGGGUCUGCAUUUAUCGAUAUGUACUCCAAGUGUGGGAAUGUGGAGGAAGCGUAUAAGGUUUUUAUGAAAAUGAAGGAAAAGAAUGUGUUCUCGUAUAGUUCGAUGAUUGUUGGGUUUGCAAUGCAUGGAUGUGCGAAUGCUGCAUUAGAUUUGUUUGAAGAAAUGGUGAAAACUGAGGUAAAGCCUAAUAAGGUGACAUUCAUUGGUGUUCUUAUGGCUUGUACUCAUGCAGGUUUGGUAGAAAGGGGUCGACACCUGUUUGAUAUAAUGGAGAAACAUUAUGGUGUUGAACCAUCAAUAGAACAUUAUGCUUGCAUGAUUGAUCUCCUUGGCAGGGCUGGGCAACUAGAAGAAGCUCUUGAGCUUAUCAAAGCUAUGCCAAUGGAAGCUAAUAGUGGUGUCUGGGGAGCUUUGCUGGGAGCUUGUCGGAUUCAUGGUAAUCCUGAAAUCGCAGAAGUUGCUGCUAGCCAUUUAUUUGAGCUUGAACCUGAUAGCAUUGGAAACUAUGUCUUGCUUGCCAAUACAUACGCUACAGCGGGAAGGUGGGAAGAUGUUUUAGGGGUAAGGAAAUUAAUAAAACAAAAACUGCUGAGAAAGGACCCUUCACGCAGCUGGAUUGAAGGCAAAGAGGGGUUGAUUCAUGAGUUCUAUGCUGGUGAUAUGACCCACCCAAACUCGAAAGAGAUUAAGGAAGCACUAGAGGAUCUUAUUAGUCGGCUUAAGUCACACGGCUACGAGCCAAACUUAAGCUCUGUGCCUUAUGAUCUGAGUGAGGAACAUAAAAAACGAGUACUUCUUACACACAGUGAGAAGCUGGCUUUGGCAUAUGGGCUGCUCAUCACUGAUUCUGCUGGGUCUACCAUUAGGAUCAUGAAAAAUCUAAGAAUCUGUGAAGAUUGCCACUCAUUUAUGUGCGGUGCAUCUCAAAUCACUGGCAGGGAGAUUAUUGUCAGGGAUAACAAGAGAUUUCACCAUUUCCGAAAUGGUGUGUGCUCUUGUGGUAACUUUUGGUAAUUGAAGGAAGAGCCGUCAUUUUUCUGAAGUGCCACUCUAAGUGAGCUUGAAGGAUCCUUUUCUUUGGAAAUUGCCAUUACUUGGUCACAAGUGCCAUAGUUGUUCAAAAGGUUUUUGAAUUGCUUUUUAGACUUGAGGGAUUGGAAUUCUUGCUCAACUGAAGAUAUGAUUAAUUCAUUCAAGGACGAAUCUAAAUUCCAGAAUUUCUAUGAUCGAAGGUGCCAAGCUAGAUGACAGGUCCAUUCUCCUCCGCUUACGAAGAGAGGGAAGUGUUUCUCACUGCAUCUUUGGGUUCUGAACAUGGAGAUGUCAUAACCUGGCAAGAUCUGGUACACUACAGGCAUUUUGCU